ACUGCUAGUUGCCCUAGUUAUGUAAAGAUUGCCUCAUGCCAUGCUUGUGGGAUGUCAGCAAAAACCUCUUUUUGCUGGCAUUACGGAAGCUUAGGUGGGGGGCAGUGCGGACUGACGAAAGGGGCAGUCGGUACUAACUAGGGACAGGGAGAAGGAAAAAAGUGAGAGAAGUGAAGUGACGCACCGUACCCCCUAAGGAUGGAAUUUGUAAUGCUGUUCGCUAUCUUACUAAUCAGUCAAAAUUCUUGCGUUGGAGGACAAAUAGAAGUGUCGGCAGGAGCAUUCUGGAGGCCCCUUGUGGAGACUUUGAAUUACGAGGCAACCAUACCAAUAAAGUAUACAAUGGCGUGGUUCAAACCACAAACAAACAGUACGGGCACAUCAAAACAAUGUAGUGGCGAUCACAAUUGCGAGCUGGCGACCGCUAUGCACCAGUUAAUGGAAGCGGUUGACGGCGAGCUGGAACCACAAGAGUCGGAAGAAGGAUGGCAGCUUUUUGAAGAUCAACAGCACAGAGAAAAACGCAGCCUGGAUUUUCUAGGAGAGGGACUGGCUUGGUGUUGCGGCGUUGCAACACAACACAAACUAGACUCGCUGCACAUGGAAGAAAGGGCUUUACAGAAAAAACUUCGACAAUUGGAGGGGGGCCUAUCUGAAAAUAUCAAAACGCUAAGUCAAAAUUCUGUGGAAUUUAAAAAAUAUACAGAUCAGGUCGGGGAGGCUUUUAAAUCCACGGAGAGGAGGAUUAAAGAAAUGGAAAAAUCCAUCACAAAUUUUAGGAACAAGACGAAUGAAUGGGAAGGAUUUUUCGGUACUUUAAUAGAAAAUCAAUUUCAGAAUACUAGACGUAUCGUAACAAUGUGGCGCGCGUUGGAACAAAGGGACGUAAAACUGUCAUGUCGACAACACCAAAUACCAGAAAAGGUGUUGCGGCCCCAACUUUUUCAAGCGAACUUAAUGGAACUUCAAAAGGAAUUAAUCAAAGCAGGUCACGAUUUAGCUAUUGCUGUCACGGAUAUACACAGGUAUUAUCAGUUACCAAUAACAGAUUGUGUAAUUUCAGGUAAUAACAUAACACUGGUAGUACGAGUGCCCAUCGUACAACAGGGCAUUAGGUGGAGUUUGUUUGAGCUCAUAACUGCACCCUUCAGUUGGUACAAUCAGAGUUGCAGAAUAGAGUACAGCACCUUGUUUUUGGCGGUGGCAGAAGCUCCCUACACUAGACACCGGAGGCACAAUUUGUACCGACAAAUUUCUGGUUUGGGGUUGCAUCAGUGCAGGCCGCACUCCGACAAACUGUGCUUUCUUCCUCGAUUCGGAGAGGAUAAACUUCAUGGGCCUACGUGUGCACGAAAAUUAUAUGAAGGUGCGACAGUGGAGGAAUUAAGUUAUCACUGCCCCAUGAAAUGUCACGCAUCGACAUCGCUUACCAUCACAGAAGUCGAGGAGGAUUUAUUUAUAAUAACAAAUUUAAAGGUUCUGGAACCGGGUCUGGCAACGGGAGACACCUACCAUACAUAAGGCGUUCUUGCUCGAGACAGAACCAGCAUGGAAAAAAAAAAAAAGGGCCCUGACAUCACUCUCGCAUACGACGCUCUCGUUCGAGAACCAAGCUUCUACGACGACGAGUUCUCCUUAAAGAAGACUCCAGUUAACAAGACUGGACUCAUAGUGGUUGAGUUUUGCCAAAAAGGAAAUGGUGGUGAACGGGACUUCGGCCAGUAAGCAGGGACGUUAAAAUAGCGCUCAUCAACUGCUGCAAUUAGUAAGAGAGUGCCGCUUGUCGCGAGAGAUUUUAAAAUAGUUGCUUCAAAAGAUAAAUACCUUAAAUCAAUUUUUGUCUUAUUCAAGUGUGUAAAAUGUUGGUAGGGUCUUCCUGGGUAUGUCGACCAGAAGAAUGUAAUUUUGUAUUGUUGGGUAUCUUUGUUAUUGUAGUAAAGUAAAGUAGGAGUGAAGUCUAAUAUGAUUGUAUAUUUUAUAGGGUUGUGUUUGCAAAAUGGAUAAUUUGUGGCUAUGUACGUUUUAUGCAUUGUAUUAGUUAAGAGAUAUCUGUUUGUAAAACACUGGAGGUCCAGUGUUCCUUAAGGGGGGAGAUGUGUCACGGAACUGCUAGUUGCCCUAGUUAUGUAAAGAUUGCCUCAUGCCAUGCUUGUGGGAUGUCAGCAAAAACCUCUUUUUGCUGGCAUUACGGAAGCUUAGGUGGGGGGCAGUGCGGACUGACGAAAGGGGCAGUCGGUACUAACUAGGGACAGGGAGAAGGAAAAAAGUGAGAGAAGUGAAGUGACGCACCGUACCCCCUAAGGAUGGAAUUUGUAAUGUAAGUUGAAAUAUAUUUAGUUUAUUUAAUGUA
Messenger RNA from Zophobas morio, 2350 nucleotides. RefSeq lists its product as uncharacterized. The transcript has 3 exons. The record is from RefSeq and is a predicted model, not a curated record. Bases 199 to 1521 code for a protein of 440 amino acids. Lineage: Eukaryota; Metazoa; Arthropoda; Insecta; Coleoptera; Tenebrionidae.